Messenger RNA from Orbicella faveolata, 799 nucleotides. RefSeq lists its product as uncharacterized. NCBI's taxonomy places the organism in Eukaryota, Metazoa, Cnidaria, Anthozoa, Scleractinia, Merulinidae. The record is from RefSeq and is a predicted model, not a curated record.
CUCACAAGAAGUGCCAGCGACAUAGUAACAAGAAAGAUCAAGAACGAGCAACGAAAAUGAGACCUGUAAUCAGUCUUCUUUGCCUUUGUGCAGUUCUUGUGGGGCAGCUCGUAGCUAGUCCCUUGCCUCAACAGGAACCAACUGAAGAACCAGAAGGAACAGAACCCCCAGAUGAUAUAGAAGCUCCAGACGAAACAGACGCCCCAGAAGCAACAGAAGCCCCAGAUGAUAUAGAAGCUCCAGAGGAUACAGAAGCCCCAGAAGCAACAGAACCCCCAGAUGAUAUAGAAGCUCCAGAAGAAACAGAAGCCCCAGAAGCAACAGAAGCCCCAGAUGAUAUAGAAGCUCCAUAGGAAACAGAAGAACCAACGGAAGAACCCGAGGCAAAGUAGUACAGUAAGAAGAGGCGAAGACUGGCGGACGACUAAAUGAAGAUUAAGAACUAUAAACAUGUCCUCAACACGAUCAGCAACAAUCUUACAUUAAGUAAAAAAAGCUAACUUGUGCAGUCAGUCAUUACCUGCAAACAUAGCACAGCCACUACAAUGAAAGCUUUAUUUUCGUUAUUUCUUGGCCUUGUGUUCAUUUGAUAAGAUAAACAUGUAAUAACUUUUGUUUUUCUUUUUUUUUUUUUCUUUUUCCUUCCCUUUCCACGGGGAUAUUAAAGACUGCAGAACUCCCAGCUUGGUGUAAUGUCGUUUCUUCUAUUUAUUAACUAUUUGUUCCUCAUUUCGCCGUGUCCGUACCCAUGUGUAUUUAUUUACAAUAUCGUAUAAAUAAACAGCGGAAUUCUCCUCAA